Lodderomyces parapsilosis is the source of this 4743-nucleotide messenger RNA. It is a transcript of the gene MMS22, whose product is annotated as Mms22p. The transcript has a single exon. Gene Ontology annotation, cellular component: nucleus. The coding region runs from base 1 to 4743 and encodes 1580 amino acids. Lineage: Eukaryota; Fungi; Ascomycota; Pichiomycetes; Serinales; Debaryomycetaceae. Gene Ontology annotation, biological process: DNA repair; replication fork processing. The record is from RefSeq and is a predicted model, not a curated record.
AUGAGUGAUAUCUCCGAUUCUGAUGAAGAAGAGAGGAGAUCACUCGAUGUGUCACUAAUAUCGAGACAGAUUCUUCAAAGAAAACUAUCACACCUCCCGAAUAGGAAACGACAAGCCUUAGAAAAUGCUUUGGGGAGAUUCAAUACCUCAACUCCGCUCGAUGUACUAGCUGAGGAAGAUGAAGUUGUUGAAGAUAGCGAUAAGGAAGCCCUGAUGGAAGUGGAGCACAUACACAGCGGAACCAGCCCAAAACCUUUGGAAACCGUUCCUAUACAUUUUGAGAAUGAAGAAAAUGCAGGGCACCUACAGGCGUACAUUAACUCCAAGUACCUGACUUUUGUGUCCGAAAGGAGUUUGAGAAAACGUAACUUUGCUAGUACGCAUCCUUACUUAUCAGAUCAAGCAUCCUAUUUGGGACUAGCAGAUGCACACGAGUUGAACUCUGUGUAUGAAGAGAAUGGCCAGAACCUUGAAGCUGUUGUGAAACUUUUAAAUUACAACUAUUUGAGGCUAAAGAGCAAAUACCCUAAAGAUGAAAAAUUCAAGCAAAAAAGUUUUUACGCCAUCAUAGGGAAGCAAUCAAAGGAGGCUCAACAAGAGGAACAACAAAAAGAGAGGGGGAGUGUAGGGUCAGGUUUCAAUGGCGAUGUCGAAUUUACAAAUGAGAUGAAUCCAAGUACCCCCACUUUAGACCAGCAUUUAGAAUCUUCCCAAUUACUGGAUGAUGUGGCAUAUGAUGUCAACAACUACGAGUCCGAGGCAGACAUUGAUUUAGAUACUGAGCUGUACUCUAGUUCUGAUGAAGAAAAUGAGAAAGAAAAUUUAUAUGUCAGGGUUGGUGGCCGAUACAGAAAGGAAAAAAAUGCUUUGAAGGGAAUAUUACCUGAAUCUGCUAAGCACCUACCUAUAUACCAAGCAAAAUUUUCACGGCUGGUUCAAAAAGCUAAACCCCAGCGUGCAUUCAAAAGGGGAGUUGCCAUCAAGAAAAUAGGGAGCAGGAAUCGCUCAUUUCGGUUGCAUGAUGAUUUCGAGGACACUUUUUUAAACGACGAUGACGCUGAAUACGUAUCACCCGAAAAUUAUGUUACGAAUGACUUGCUAGCGGAGCAACAUGAUUUAUCGCAAUCUCGUGAAACAACUUUGUUUCACGAUUCGGACAUAUCAGCUAGCUCUACAUCAGAGACGGAGUCAGACAGUGAUCUAGAUCUAUUUUCAUUCAACGACGAUGAGCGUUAUGCCUUACAGAAUACGAACGAUGUUUUGGGUGAAGCUCUUGAGAAUGACGUAAUCGACCGUAUGCUCACAUCCACUGCGCACUCAAGGCUGGGACGAAUAAAAUUAACGCCAAAGAUCAAACCCGGAAGCAGAGGCUAUCCGUAUGACAUUGGUAGACAAAACGGGACUCAUGUGACAAGCAAGAAUUCAGCUCGGAGGUCGAUAACUCGUACUGCCAGAAGAAAGUCGAGUUUGGGUCAUGCUAGAAAGCAGCAUGAUGAAAAUAUUACUUGGACUGCACGCUCUGGGUAUAAUACGAUUGAUAACUUCGCGUCAUCAGUUGACGAGAGAUCCAGUAUGAAUGUAGCGGAACAUUCACUAGGGGAUGUGGCUGAAAACGAGAGAGCGCCUACUGCUCGUGUUGCUUCGUUUCAAAGACAAGCUAAACCCAAGUCCUUCACUAAAGCACUAUUCACAGGAACUCGUAAGCUUAUUAAAAAGAAAGAGAAAAACUGCGUUGCCAAUCAAGGAUUGAUCGAAAGCUAUUUCGGACCGUCAACUAUAGGAUCUAGAAGCCGCGGUGAUCGAGCACCACUUUUAGCAUCUGUUGACAUUGAGGCUGAAAGUCGUGAACAAGGAUUUUAUCAGUUACGAAAGCGACCAAAAGUUUUCAAUCAUUAUUCCAAUGAUCAAUUGCAGUUGUCUCAUGAACCUACGUUUGCUCCAGGAUGUUUACUCAAUGAUAUUGAAUUGAUGAAACUCGGUAAUACCGGGGACGGUAAAACAUUCCAUCGUUUUGAAGAUCCAAUUUCAGUUGUGUUCGAAGAGAAGCAUUUCCAAUUGUCCUUGCUUGACAUUGAUGGUUCAAGGGAGCUGGCAGACCAGUUGUGCUUGCUUUUGAAUUCAGAGAUUGUUCGGGGUACAAUUCGUAAACGGGACUUUUACCACUGUGUUGGGGCAUUGAUAGCUUGGACCUUGAUUCUCCAACGCUCUCCUUCGGAGUCAGAUUGGAGUUGGGUCAAUACAAUGGUUGCUUCGCUUCGGGACAGUUCAGUGAUGAAACAAAGUGACAAAUUCUUUUGCCUUCCAUACAUGGUUUUACUUCAGUACAGUAUGCUGAUUAUGGGUCUUAUAAAUGAAGGAGUCAGUAGAAGGCAAAAUAUGGCUGUUUAUGGAGUUUCGUACUGGUCUUGGUUUUUUUCCAUGGCAGAAAGUGUUCAAUUUGAGAUGUUGGAUUUUCGUGGAGGUUCUGCAAACAAGCAAGCGGAGUCAUUUUAUGUCAUGUGCAGGUUGUUAGAGUUGCAAGGGGUUUGGUGGUCCUCGAUUUGCAUGUCUGUGCAAAGUUAUAAUAGAUACAACUUUUAUGACCUUUUAGAAAGCGUCUUUUACCUUUGUUGUAUAACGAGAAAACAGGCCACAUGGGAACCAUUGCAAUUGGUUUUUCAAAAGUUUAACGACACUACUGAUUUAGGACUAUACUAUCGGUACAUUGAGAUUGUCUUCAGCAUGAACCGUAUGAGGAAUUGGAAAAUCGAUGAUAAAUUGAUUCUACAGGUGUAUGGAAACAUAACAUCACGAAGGUUUGCCAAUUUUCCAGAUGAGGACUAUUUUCUCUGUGUGCUUUCGCAAGUCAGGUCACGAUUUGAUAUACCAGGAGAUUCGUUCUUUAAUAGGUUUUUGCAAUUACUAUUUUGGCAUAUUUCAUCACUAACAGAUGGUUCCCAAGUAAAGCGACUUGUAACGAAGUUGCUAUCAUUCAACACAACACAAUACUCAAACUCAAAAGAGCAGCGGGCCAUGUUUUGCAAUAAAUUUAACUUGUUGAUCUUGUUGAGUCUGAUUUCUAAGACCAAUUUGAGGACACAAGUGGAGAUUCUCAUAUCAUCCCUCAAUGACAUUACCGACUUAAGCUUUCUCAACCAAGCAGUGGAAGGAAUUAGCGUUGUGUUUGAAAUCGCCUUGUCUAAAGGGGCUAGACUUCCAACAGAGGGUGUGGAUAUAAUGACAAGCAAGUUAGCAUCGAUGGCGUUUUCCACUCCCGGGGUUUUGAAAUUGUGGAAAAAGUUUCUACGCUUUUUGAGAUCCCGAAUUGAAAAGUCACAAGUAGAGCCACCGAGUUUGAUUCAGAUGUUAUUACUAAUCAAGCAAAUGAAAGUGGAGUUGCCAAUAAAACUCAAUAUAGAUAUUGCCGGAAUCGGUAUGUCUAUUGGUGAGCAGCUCCUUGCACUCAAAGGAAAGCUAAGGAAUCCCUUGGUGAUGAAAAGUCUCAACACCGUGAAAGAGAAAUCACUUGACACUGCCAGUUCGUAUAUGCACAGGCUAGCGAAUGGCAAUGAGUUUUCAGAGAUGAGUGAUAAAUUGAUUUGUGAUUGUAUCACAAUCUGGAUUUUGGUGUCUCACCUUUUGGACGAGAACGGGGAUAAACUAGUGCUACAAACAUAUCCAUUUAUAGGGAACGAACUGGUGCGAGGUCGUUAUGUUUUCCACUUUUAUAUGGAAGUGUCGAGGUUUUACAAUUUGAAUAAUUGCAAGCAAUCUGUUGUUGUCAAUGUCAUUCAAGGAUUGGCCUCUUUUAAGACACCUUUACGACUUUUUGAAUUUAUUGAUCGCUUGAGCGGUUUAGGAUGGGUGUUAUUUUCCUUCCAUAGGUUGAGAAAUGUGCCUGAUAAUGACUUGAUCAGCACUAAAUUCGGUAUCUUGAACAACAUGCUCAAUCGCUCGAGUACUUGUGACUCGCCGAGUGAAUUGAAUAUGAUGGUUUAUGAGGUGCUAAAGAGUAUCAAGAGGGAAAGUAACAAUUGCAGUAAUGCUGCAUAUAAGGACUCUUGUAUUACCUUGUUCAAAGAAAUGACCUUUUAUACCCUUGAUAAUAGAAAUGGGGCCCUUUUAACUGAAAUAAGAUCAUUGUUGGGUGUCGAAGCAGAGGUGGUGAACAAUGCGCAUCAGCUACACCACGAUUUUAAUGAUGGUCUUGAGCUAGACGACGAGUUUAAUCUGGGUGAGCAUGAACCCCAUGUUCUCGCCAGCAUGGAAGAAUGUAAUUCCAGAUUGCGUGGUUUGAUGGAAAUGGAAGACAAGAGCGAAGUCGGAAAGUGGAAAAGUAUUUACAAAAUUUUGUUUAAGUACAACCUGGCUAUUUUUCGACAUCGGUCCCAGUUUUCGACCAAGACUUUCAUGGAGGUAUUCAAUAUUUUCAAGAAUGCAUUGGAUGACGAAAGUACUUUUGGGGAGGCAGAAGAGUACAAGGUUCGUGCAUUUUCCCAAAUUUGUGCCAUAUUGGGUUCGACUCGGCAUGUUUUGUUUGAGGGUUAUUGGGUGCCUUCAGAUUUAGAGUUUAUGUUCAAGGAGUUUGAACAGAAAUUAAGAAAGGCUUUCCCUUUUGUGGCUACAUCGAUUCCAUCAGAGAGUAGUGUUGACGGUGGAAAGCUUGACCCAGAACAGGAGCUUAUUCAAGUGUUUCGCCAAACAUUCUCCGGCUACACAACUACAACUGACGAAGUAUAUACCAAAUUUGAUCUUGAAUUUUAA